GGGCGGGGCGGGGCAAACAGAUGGCCACUGGACAUUGGCUCUAGGCCGCAGGACUGCACCCCUGCCUCUGGGUCCAGCCAUAGUGAGGACUUUGUACCCAUGGGGGUGGAGAGGAUGGAGGGAGGGCAGGGGCGGACUGCCCUGGGUCCCAGGCCCUGGCUGUCCUGGGCAGGGGUGCUCAGGUAAGGUGGGGUCAGGAGGCACCCCAGUGGGGCUGAUCAUCAGCAGUCAUGGAGGCUGUGAGAGGCAGGGAGAGAGCACCCCAGGACCCCCUUCUCCAGGCCACGCACUCCCUAUGUGGGCGCCUUAAUAUCUGAUAGGUCUCUAUUUGUCAGGGAGCUGCAGGAGCCUUGGAGCAGAUUGUGGGGCCUUGACAGGGGCAUUUCAGAGAAAGUCAGGAUCCGCCUUCAUGUGUCUCCCUCGAUGAAGGGGCCACGGCAAGAUCCUCCCGGCUCAGGGGUUCAUGCCUGGGCACACAUGCAGGAUUCUGCAGGCCAGUGUGCACCGAGCCCCCAACUUGGGCCUCCCUACCUCAGGUGACCAGAAGUCAGCAGCUUCCCAGAAGCCCCGAAGCCGGGGCAUCCUCCACUCACUCUUCUGCUGUGUCUGCCGGGAUGAUGGGGAGGUCCUGCCCGCCCACAGCCGGGCGCCCCUGCUUGUGGAGGAGAAUGGCGCCAUCCCCAAGCAGACCCCAGUCCAAUACCUGCUCCCUGAGGCCAAGGCCCAGGACUCGGACAAGAUCUGCGUGGUCAUCGACCUGGACGAGACCCUGGUGCACAGCUCCUUCAAGCCAGUGAACAACGCGGACUUCAUCAUCCCUGUGGAGAUUGAUGGGGUGGUCCACCAGGUCUACGUGUUGAAGCGGCCUCAUGUGGAUGAGUUCCUGCAGCGAAUGGGCGAGCUCUUUGAAUGUGUGCUAUUCACCGCCAGCCUCGCCAAGUAUGCAGACCCAGUAGCUGACCUGCUGGACAAAUGGGGGGCCUUCCGGGCCCGGCUGUUUCGAGAGUCCUGCGUCUUCCACCGGGGGAAUUAUGUGAAGGACCUGAGCCGGUUGGGCCGAGACCUGCGGCGGGUGCUCAUCCUGGACAACUCGCCCGCCUCCUAUGUCUUCCAUCCGGACAAUGCCGUACCGGUGGCCUCGUGGUUUGACAACAUGAGUGACACAGAGCUCCACGACCUCCUCCCCUUCUUCGAGCAACUCAGCCGCGUGGACGACGUGUACUCAGUGCUCAGGCAGCCACGGCCAGGGAGCUAGUGAGGGUGAUGGGGCCAGGACCUGCCCCUGACCAAUGACACCCACACCUCCUCCCAGGAAGACUGCCCAGGCCUUUGUUAGGAAAACCCACGGGCCACCGCCACACUCAGUGCCAUGGGGAAGCGGGUGUCUCCCCCACCAGCCCCACCAGGCGGUGUAGGGGCAGCAGGCUACACUGAGGACUGUGAGCCCCAGGCCCCGUGUCAGUGCCUUUGAACCUCCUCCCCCAUUCUCAGGGGACCUGAGGGGCCCUGCCUGCUGCUCCCUUCUGUCUCUGUCCAUGCUGCCAUGUUUCUCUGCUGCCAAAUCGGGCCCCUUGGCCCCUUCCGGUUCUGCUUCCUGGGGGCAGGGUUCCUGCCUUGGACCCCCAGUCUGGGAACGGUGAACAUCAAGUGCCUUGCAUAGAGCCCCCUCUUCCCCGCCCAGCUUUUCCAGGGGCACAGCUCUAGGCUGGGAGGGGAGAACCAGCCCCUCCCCCUGCCCCACCUCCUCUCUUGGGACUGAGAGGGCCCCUACCAACCUCUGCCUCUGCCUUGGAGGGAGGGGAGAAGGUCUGUUACCACUGGGGAAGGCAGCAGGAGUCUGUCCUUCAGGCCCCACAGUACAGCUUCUCCAGGGCCAACAGCUGAGGGCUGCUCCCUGCAUCAUCCAAGCAACGACCUCAGACUUUUGCCUUAACCAGCCCUGGGGCUUGGCUCCCCCAGCUCUUAAGUGUGGGGGCAUAGGCAAGACCCCCCUUGUGGUGCCAUAUAAAUAUGUACAUGUGUAUAUAGAUUUUUAGGGGAAGGAGAGUGGGGUCAGGGUAGAGACACCCCUCCCUUGCCCCUUUCCUGGGCCCAGACGUUGGGGGGAGGGAGGGAAAGGAUUUUUACAUUUUUUAAACUAUUUUCUGAAUGGAACAAGCUGGGCCAAGGGGCCCCAGGCCCUGUCCUCUGUCCCUCACAUCCCUUUGCUCCGUUCGUUCAUUCAAAGCAUGUCUUGAGCACCUUCUGUGCCCAGCAUUUUGCUAGGCACACCAGCUAAAUGUGUGUGGGGUGGUCUCUACGCCAGCUCAUCAGUGCCUCCUCGCCCACUUGACUUCACCGGUGCCUUUGCGGGAUCUGUAGGAGGUGGGACUUUUUGUGGGGUUUGGGAUCUCCAGGGAGCCCGACCAAGCUGUCCCCCUCCCCUGUGCCAACCCAUCCCCUAGAGCCCCCUGCUGGCUGGGGGCAGCUCCCAGGAUAUCCUGCCUUCCGACUCUUGUUUCUGAAGCCCCUCCUCCUAACAUGGCGAUUCCAGAGGUCAAGGCCUUGGGCUCUCCCCGGGGUCUAACGGUUAAGGGGACCCACAUACCAGUGCCAAGGGGGGUGUCAAAUGGCGAUGUCGUUGUGCCCCCUUCCCCCAGAGCGGGUGGGGGAGCGAAUAUGGUUGGCCUGCAUCAGGUGGCCCUCCCAUUUAAGUGCCUUCUCUUUGACAGAGCCCCAGUGUAAUGAGAACUAAAGAGAAAGCCAGACCCC
Molecule: messenger RNA, 2751 nt
Organism: Rhinopithecus roxellana (golden snub-nosed monkey)
Lineage: Eukaryota; Metazoa; Chordata; Mammalia; Primates; Cercopithecidae
Gene: CTDSP1
Product: CTD small phosphatase 1
Exons: 6
Coding region: 464-1255 (263 amino acids)
Molecular function (GO): RNA polymerase II CTD heptapeptide repeat phosphatase activity
Source: RefSeq, a predicted model, not a curated record